Messenger RNA from Ricinus communis (castor bean), 2400 nucleotides. RefSeq lists its product as uncharacterized. NCBI's taxonomy places the organism in Eukaryota, Viridiplantae, Streptophyta, Magnoliopsida, Malpighiales, Euphorbiaceae. The record is from RefSeq and is a predicted model, not a curated record. Bases 1019 to 2095 code for a protein of 358 amino acids. The transcript is spliced from 4 exons.
GAAAAGGUACAAUACAUGGCGUACAAGUGACUCGACGAAUCCGAUAAAAGCUCUUUCUCUGUGCUUUUUUUUUUUUCUUUUGAUUUUUUUUUCUAGAAAUGAUAUAAAUACCAUAUUGGUUCGUGUGUUUCUUAGAUAAAAAUGGUCAAUGAUGAUGAAAUCAUGAAAUGAGAAGAUAAAAAUUUUCACUCCCGCCCAUAACUCUCUCUCUCGAUCUCAUCGCCUUAGCUUUCGAUUCGAUUUCCUGUCAAAAGAAAAAAAAAACCCAAUAUCUAACCCUAAUUUCUGUCUUUCUAUCUUUUCUAUUUGUUUAGAUAUACAAUUGGGUGUCUUCUACUUUUCCAUUCAUCCGAUCUAGAUUUGCUGCGAAGUACUCGAAUUAUAAUACAGGUAGUAAUGUGUAAGAUCUGGGCUACUAGUGAACCCUUUCUUCAGCCAGUUUUUGCAUCUUAAGGAACAUAAAAUGUUUCAAGAAGAUUUUUCCCACUUGGUUCAUCAGUGCCUAUGAUAAAAAUGUGCUGGUUAUGAACCUUCUACUGCAUAUGGGUUUUCAGGGAAUCUUUUUUCCAACCUUUUCCUUUUGCAUCUUAGGGAUAUGAAAUGAGCAUGCAAAAGGUUUCCAUUUGAUCAUCUGAUUGCUAUGAUGUGUGUCGGAAUUUGGCAUCUUUUUCAGAUCCUUCCUUGUAUAGUUACUCUCCGGUUGUGUUAAGUUUAUAUAACUGAUUAUAUUCCCGAGUCAUAAAAUGUAUGUCUGGGAAAAUUGUAGAGGUCAAACUAGGUAGGUGUCUUAGGCCUCCAUUGAAGCAACAGCUAUCUAAAUCUGCUUGGUGGGCUUUUCACCACUGUUGUUGGAGGUGUUUUCUUUCUCAGAUAGAUUUCAGACCUGUCAUUCAGAUUUAGCAGCUUAGCAGCUUAGCAGCUAACAUCAAUUGUGGAUAACUUUUCAUUGUUGCUAUCCGUGGUUUGGGCAUUAUGAAGGCUUGUUGCCACCACUUUUCUUAGUCAGGCUUAGUUGGAAAUGGCAAAAGGUAGCAGGGCACGACGUGGGACUGCUUCCCGACAAUGCAGGCUGGCACCAUACUCGUUGCCAUCCUGUGAUCGGGAUGUUUCAGAGGACUUGUAUUUGAAGAAAUCCUCAAAAAUGUUCGACAAGAAAGAUUGGGAAGAUGUCACUUGUUCUGUAUGUAUGGAGUGCCCACACAAUGCUGUUCUUCUGCUCUGUUCCUCUCAUGACAAGGGUUGCCGUCCCUAUAUGUGCGGAACUAGCUUUCGAUAUUCUAAUUGUCUUGAUCAGUAUAAGAAGGCUUACACUAAAGUUACGUCUUCCAAUGGUACUGCUGAUAACUCUAUUCUGUUAUCAGAUUCAGGUUGGCCUGUUGACAAGUGUGAAGUCACAGAGCUUGCCUGCCCACUUUGCAGGGGCCAGGUGAAAGGAUGGACUGUGGUAGAACCUGCCCGAGAUUAUCUAAAUGCUAAAAGAAGAAGCUGCAUGCAGGAUGACUGCUCAUUUGUUGGAACUUUCAAGGAGCUAAGGAAGCACAUGAGGACAGCUCACCCUUCUGCACGGCCACGUGAAGUUGAUCCAAUGCUUGAGCAGAAAUGGAGAAGGCUUGAGAGGGAGCGAGAACAUGAUGAUGUAAUUAGUACUAUAAGGUCUACAAUGCCUGGGGCAAUGGUUUUUGGGGAUUACGUAAUAGAGGGAAAUAAUCAUGGUUUUGAUUCCGAUGAAGAGAAUGGGGGUUUUGAUGCAGAUGCUGCUGAGAGGAAUGGAGGUUUAGAUGUGGGUUUUGAUCGAAACCUGGUGAAUGUAUUUUUGCUAUUGCAUGCAUUUGGGCCAUCAGGUGAUGGUCUUAGCAGACGGCUGAGGCAGCCUGAGAGAUCCAGCUACCGAGCAUCGAAUGAGAGUGCUACUGAUACUCACCAUGUCUCUCCAGUCAAUGGUUUGAACUCCUCAGAUGAUGAUAAUGACGGUGACAAUGACCAUGGUGAUGGUGGAUUAUCUCUUGUAAGCCGCCUGCGCCGCCAUGGCAGAGUGCUUUUGGGACGUUCAGGUAGGAGGCGCAGGCAUAGAGAAACCAGUGGAGGUCAGAGAUGAUUUGGCACAGUAGGUACAUAGUUGUAGGAAGGACGAGAUUUCUGAGAUAAAGAAACACAAAGAAAUUGACUUCAAAUUUCAUGUAUUUAUUUAAAUUAUGGUUUUGGUGGAAGGUUGGCAGGAAAAUUUAAUAUGAGAAGAAUGGCCGACCUUUCCAUCCCUGUUAUAUAUUAUCUUUAGAUAUAGUUCCCAAUUGCUUUCUAUGGUAGGUUAUGAAACAUUCUUCUAUUUGAAAAUAACCUUUGUAAACAUGUAUGUACACAUGUAUUUUCUUUAUUUGUACUCAUAAAACUGUAAUUUUCUUU